AUGACUGAUUCUCACCCUCAGCUGUUCUCCCCAGCGCAGCUAGGACUACUCGAGAACGUGAACAGGAUUCAGAUGAUUCCGGCGAUGCCGUGUCCCUUCUGCGGCGAUCUUGGAGAAACAGACCCUUUGGAUGAGCUCAGUGAGCAUGUGGCAGAGCACAUGCAUGAGUUUGCACUGACUACUUUCUUGUGGCCCUCCAAAUUCCACAGAGAUAUUGAAAAAGAAACCUCUGGGGCGGCCUGUUAUAACGCGAUUGAUUCAUGCCGUACCGAAGCACAACCGAGAGAGUCUGAUGCUUUACCGAGAGAUCAUCAUGGACUGCCGCAACUACAGUCUGCCCCAACCUGGAAGCUUUUGAGGAUACGAAUGCGCAACCGCCAGAAUUUAAGAACCAGGUUGGGACGGUACGCCUUAGGCCAACCUUGGAUGAAAAAGAGGCUGGCCAACGAGAGGUCGAUCCCAAUGUUAGGCGGAUUUGACCUUGCACUCUUCUCUCAUGUCCUACUAAGAGAGAUUUAUUUUUUCGCUGAUCCGAGUAUGAAACGUUGA
Colletotrichum godetiae is the source of this 549-nucleotide messenger RNA. RefSeq lists its product as uncharacterized. The transcript has a single exon. The record is from RefSeq and is a predicted model, not a curated record. The coding region runs from base 1 to 549 and encodes 182 amino acids. Lineage: Eukaryota; Fungi; Ascomycota; Sordariomycetes; Glomerellales; Glomerellaceae.